GGUCACGCACCGACGGAGCUGACUUGAUUCUGCGCGGUGGAGAUUCAAACCAGUGUCUUGGGGACGAUACACUGGUGGUCAGGACGACUGGCAGGGCAUUCGGGACGAAUCUCCAUCCCAAAGGAUCUAAAACAGCGAGCUGAGAGUCUGACAGAAAGGAUAUUCUGCGCGAUUUGUUCCUGUAUCACCACGGAUAGCUGGAAGUCAUCGCCAAGACAACUCGAACUAUAAACAAGCGACAGGCCCGUGUCAGGGCUUCGUGACUAGACAACACACGUUGGAAAUACUCCAGAUUUUCGGAUAUCAACAAACCGUGGGGAACUUUCCAUAUAAUCUACAUAUGGAUACUAGUUUCUAGCGCAACGUGCAGCUGUGAGCUUGGUGACGUCAUUUUCAGACGACAGUACCAUACCGUCAGAACAGUGUGCAGGAGAGAAGUGUAAGGAUGUUGCGCGGGAAGAAGAAAGGCGGGAAGGCGACUCCUGAGGAGGCAGAGCUGGACCGGGAGAUCACCAUACUGCAGCACCAGCGGGACCGGCUUCUGAAGAGGAAACAGCUGGUAGAUCUCAGGAAAGAGAUCGCCAUGCUGCAGAUCGAGACAGAACAGUUAGCACAGAACCAGGGGCCGGGCGGGCCGGGCGGGCCGGAUCCAAACUUCGACUCCGUGUCUAUGUGUUCCGUGAACACGGCAGCUCUGGAGUAUAUGGACCCUGGGAACGUGUUUGAACCAGAGUACCCUGGGCAGGGGCUGCAGCCUCUCCAUUGGAUGGGCCCAAACUACCGGCGGAAGCGCACAUCUUCUAUCUCUGACGUGUCCAUAGCUUCAUCUUUGAUGGAAGAGCACAGUUCAACAAGCGCAGCGGAGGACUCCCCCACCCGGCGGGGUCGGAGGUCAUACCGAGAGGAUUCUGGGAACGCCACAGAUACCAGCUCUAUCGCCAGCGAGCAGGAAUUCCAGUGGGACGAGCGUUUGGCGGCCCUCUCCCCCACACUAGCGGCAGAGGCUCGGGAGGUCCGCAGUCAUGAGGAAAUAGGGCUGGACUUUGGCGUUCCUGUCAUUGAUGAUGUAAAUCCGAAAGACGAGAAAACAAGAAAGCCCAAGAGAACCCGGUCCUUGUUGUUUGGGAAGAAGUCGUCCUCUGAGCAGAAGUUGAAGAGACAGGGCUCACUGCCCAUCAAGACUGGCGAGAAACGACAAAGUAGCAAGGACUGGGACCUAACACGACCCCUACCCAGCAGCACCACCUACCCGUCGUCUGCUGAAGAACAACAACGCAAGGACCCGUCCUUGAGUGUGCUAAGCUUACAAGACGGCGAGUUUGAAGACAUCUUGGAAGAAGAAAUGGGGGAGUUCUUAGCGGACUACAGCUUCAACACCUUCGCGCUGCGUCACUUCAUGGGCGGGAAGAACCACUCCUUCACGAAGGAGCAACUUAAACAGCCGCUACUCAAGCUCAAGUCGGAAGAUGAUCAGCAGGCGGCGCUGGAGGUAUGGGUCACCAUACAGAAGUUCAUGGGAGACGUGGCAGACACGGACGUGGUCGAGUUUAUAUCCAGAAAAAAGCCUCCCAUUAAACGAAGGAUGAGUUUCAGGAAUUUUGGCGCGAAAAUCACCGGUAAGAAGUCAUCCAAGUACGACCUGUCCACGGAUAAUGCCGCCAAAGAGGCCGCAGUCAACAACGAGGUGGCUCAACAACCGGAAGUCCUGCCACCAACAUCCGGUGUGGAGAAGGUCGCGUUCAUCACUGGAUAUGGAAUCUACAGCAAACCGCUCAGGGACGAGAUCUACUCCCAGCUGAUGAAACAGUUAUCGGACAACCCAUCGGAGCGGAGCCGAGAGCGAGGCUGGUUCCUGUUGUCGCUGUGUGCCGGGUGCUUUGCACCGUCCAGUCUGGUGACGAAGGUGGUUCGUUACUUCAUCAGCGGCCACGCCCCACCUGAGUACAGCCUGUACUGUGAGGAGCGACUGCGUAGAACCUGCUCUAAUGGCACCAGGAGUCUUCCACCGCCACAGCUGGAGUAUAACGCUGUAAAAAAAAGAAGACCAAUAUUGGUGGCCGUCACUCUCAUGGAUGAGCGGGUGGUGAAGGUAGAAGUAGAUUCGGCGACGACAAUUCGUGAGCUCAGGAUCCAGCUGUCAGAGAAGAUCUCCCUUCUGGAUCACUUUGGAUUUGCCUUCUACAUCACCAUGUUUGAUCAGACAAUCUCGUUAACAAGCGGCAGUGCCCAGUGGGAGCACCAUAUCAUGGAUGCCAUCUCACAUGUGGAACAGACUGGCAGGGAUGAGGGUCUGUCGGGAAAAGAUGUGCAGUGGGAUCUGUUCUUCAGAAAAGAGGUGUUUGGCCCGUGGCACGACCCAUAUAAGGACCCUGUGGGAACCACCCUCAUCUACCACCAGUUAGUGGGAGGACUCAAGUAUGGAGAGUACAAGUGCCAGGAUGAUGCUGAGUAUGCAGAGUUCUCUGCUAGAAGAUUCUACAUCGAGCACGGCUCGAGCGUCUCUGAAGAGGGCCUGAUUGAGGUUAUACAGACUUAUGUCCCAGAUAAACUGCUGAAGAGGCUGGGAGCAGGCUACUGGGUCAAUGCUACAAUGGACAGUUUCAAGAAGCUGUAUCCCGAUGGCACGACAGUCUCGUCUCAGGAUGAGAAGGCUGUACUUGUACAACAGGCCAUGGACAAGUGGGCACAGCUCUUUUCAAGAUUUUUCGUGAUUAAGAAGAUGAGUGGCCCAGGCAUCACCCUGAAGAGGUCUGCGGUGGCAGCUGUGAACUGGAAGGAGUUGUCAGUUCUGGAGGAGAGCGACUCCGGCAGGGGGACCAAAGUAGCACUGCUGGUGCCGCUAACGGACGUCAAGUCCGUGUCAAAGAGAAAUGUUUUUCAAAUUAGGGGUACGGACACCGAUGACGAGUUUACCGUGAAGACCACGCGCGGACCGAAGUUCACGUUCAUCAUGAACAACGCAGAUGAGAUCCAGGAAAUGCUGCAGGCGUUCGUGGGACGCCACAUCCUGGAGAUCCACCACCCUGUACAGCCAACCGAGGAGCACGGGGAAGAGUCUGCUGCUUAGAGACAGAUGAUUGACAUCAUCAUGGAAACAAGCCUUGCUGCUAUAUGCUAGAUAAUCAGGACUUAUUUCUGGAUCGACAUCUUCUAUUGCUGCGAGAAGUGCACUGAAGUUGUUUAGCAUGCAAAAUACAAAAGCUAACUGACCAAGUCUAUCACAGUAGAGUACUGAUGACAACUUAGUUGCUGAAGUAUUUUAGCCAUAUUUUGCGGCCAUGUUGACGGAGCUAAAUGGAAAUAGCAGUUCAUAUAUUGCAAUUGUAUAAAGCUAUGCAAGUCUUGCCAUCAUUUUUGUAUGGAUUGUAUGACAAGGAACCAUAUCUUUUGUAAAAUAUUUGGUGCUGUAUAUCAGCCUGAUUAGAUUGUGCUGCCAGGAUGUUACAUAAUUGUUGUCAUCAUAUUGCCUUUGCCAUGCCUUCAACUGGAGUACUCAAGUUGUUAGAGAGGCUUAAUGUACCACAUAUAUAUGAUCAGUAUUUUAGAAUGUAUAAGUUAGCAGUGGUGUACUGUAACAUUUUAUACUGUAUAAUACAGUUAAUGUAUUGUAUUUAUGGUGUAUUUAUAUCUAAGACCUAUAUUUACUUCAUUUGCACAAUUAUAUAGUGACAGUGGAUGUUAAGAUAUUGUGUCUUGCCAAUGGUCAUAUUUAUUUGGUGAUAUUCCUUUUUCCUGGUUACCAAAUCUGUGUAGUGGGUAUAAAGUAGAAUAUCAGGGAAGGUGCAUAAGUUAGCUAGUUUCUGUGCUUGAGGAAAUGUAUAAUAUUUGCUUAAUAUGUGGAUGAAGGUUAGACAUCAGGUAAUAAGAUACGCCAAAAAGCAGUUAUUCAAGCAACUGGAUUAAUCGUUAAUGAGUAUUGCUUUUUGGCAUUUCUUUGCUUACUUUUCAGUCUUUCUCAUGCCAGGGUGUCGUCACUCCUAAGGAGGAACUCACUGUAAAAUGUACAUUGUUCACUUUGUACACGUAACUGUAGAUGAUCUACUCUUAAUGUUAUCAUUGUGGAUCAUGUUGCUGAAGGCUUUAAAACAUGGUAAAACAAACUAGGUAUCAAAAAUUAUACUACAUCUAUUAACAAAUGGAGACUGAUUCUAGUGGGCUCUUGCUAUAUUUAGUUUUUAUAUUCAAUGUUGCAAUGAAUAUACAAUGUAUGAAUCAA
Messenger RNA from Branchiostoma floridae (Florida lancelet), 4216 nucleotides. Its product is annotated as unconventional myosin-VIIa-like. Gene Ontology annotation, cellular component: cytoskeleton. The record is from RefSeq and is a predicted model, not a curated record. Lineage: Eukaryota; Metazoa; Chordata; Leptocardii; Amphioxiformes; Branchiostomatidae. Bases 446 to 3067 code for a protein of 873 amino acids. The transcript has 23 exons.